GUAAAUUUUCCCAUCAAUUCUUAUCAAUUGCUAUCAACAUAAUGAGUCAAUUAUUGGUCAAAACUGUAGUAUAGACAUAAUAUCCACUCAAUCAAACUUAUCGGACACACUCGCUAUAAACAAUGAACCGGUUGCCGGUCCCUCUACUACUGAUCCCUUCCAACCAAAUAUUUCAUUCACGUAUGAAUCGCCGAAAAGUUUCGAUUCAGAGACUAAUAACAAUUGUGAAGACAUUGAAAUGACGACCACUCAGCCAGUGAUAGGGGAUAUGAAACCAAUUCUAGACAUCCCAUCAUCACAACCAUUAGAUAAUAAUGAAUGCGGUGUUUGCGGCGCCAAUAACCGUAAUAAGGAUCCUAAGGGCAAACCAAUAAAACUUGGUAAGUAUUAUGGCAAAUCCACGUGCCGAAGAGACGGUCGAUGGUUUAUGGAUAAUCAUGAUUUACAG
This is a messenger RNA of Oppiella nova, 448 nucleotides long. NCBI's taxonomy places the organism in Eukaryota, Metazoa, Arthropoda, Arachnida, Sarcoptiformes, Oppiidae. The record is from the annotation of a GenBank genome assembly.